CUAGACCACAAUCCAUUGAGCAUUACCAAAUACCUGAAACCAAACCGAAAGAACAAGAAUCGAGCUCAAAGAAAUAACUUGGUACAUACUAGCCAGUUACUAAGGUAUUUGAUAUUGGAUACAGCGUGUACGGGGACUGUAUUUGGUCUCAAGGUCACGGGAUGAUUGCAUUUUGGCACGAGUUAUUGUAUUUGUCGUUUUUUGUCGUAUCGUUUGGAAUCUCAGCUGACCUUAAAAAGAUUACGCAACAAGAUGCCUUAAACUUGAAUCUUUCGGAUUAUGUAGAAGGGUCGAGUGCUGCACUUUUAUUCAUAAUUCCUGAUGACUGUAAUGAAUGCCAUUUACAUACAAAAUUGCUUCACGAAAUUUCCUCUGAUGUCCUUUACAGUGGUGAUAUUUUUCAUCUCAAUGAUAUGACUGUACCUUGGAUUAGUAUGAUGUCUGCACCAGCUGUACUGUUUUUAAACAGUGAAAGGAAACUCCCUUAUUUGGGCCCACUUCAUCGCACUCACCUCAUUAAUGCUAUGCAUCAGUUUACUACAGGUGUACAGUCGGCUCGACUGGAUGAUGCUAAUUUUGAACACGAUACUCAAGCUUCUACUGGUUCAACAACAGGUGACUGGCUUGUUAUUUUGUAA
This is a messenger RNA of Schistosoma turkestanicum, 638 nucleotides long. NCBI's taxonomy places the organism in Eukaryota, Metazoa, Platyhelminthes, Trematoda, Strigeidida, Schistosomatidae. The record is from the annotation of a GenBank genome assembly.